GCGAAGAGCCGAACAGCCGAACACAUUGCGAUGAAAAGCAGUAUAGUCAUUGUGUGUCACAUUUGUGGUGAUGUUGAUUGUUUUAUAAACAAACCUGUAUUUUGUGCUAAAAUGUCUAAUGAAACGCAAAUCCUGAGCUUAAUUGACGAUAUCCUGAAAAUCGAUUCAAAUGAGGAUGUCUUUCCUGGCGAAGAAGAGGACAAAUCGGACGCUUUCCAGAAGAAAAUAGGAGCGCUCUUCGGGGGCCUGACGAGUGAGCAGAAGGAAAGCACCCUCCGGCAGUACUUGGUGAAGGCCGCAACGCAGACCAACCUGAGUCAGCUGAAGCUUCUGCUGGAGACUCUCUCUUUCCUCGUGCGGGAAAAUGCUCUGCCGGCGCGAUUGCUGUGCGAGCAAAUCCUGGGAUGUGAGAAGCUGGUGUUCCAGAAUCAGAACUUCUGGAUUGAGAGCCUGAAUCUACUGAAAGCCUCAAUAGCAUCGAGGCGUGGCAGUGGCGGCGUGGAUUACAAGGGCGUGCGUGAGAUCAUGAGAGGAUGCCGCGAGAAGGCUCAAACAUUCCCAAAAGCCCUCAAUUCCAGCACUCUGCCGCAAAUGCUAGUGCUGGAGAGCAUCAUUGAGUACAUCUUCGACAGGAAUGCCUGUCUAUUGCCGGCGUAUUUCAUCGCCAAUGAGAUUCAGAAGACAGAAUGUCCGGAAACACACUGGAAAAUGGCCAGAUUGAUGGCGACUUUCGUGGAAGAGUUCAGAAACACCGCGCAGAUGCUCACCAUCAUCGGGCAUUCACAAAUGCUGCCAAUUGUGGAGCACUUUGGGUAUGCUGACCACCUGAUAAAUCCCUGGAGACUGGACAGGAACACCCUCAAGUUCACGCUCAAGGGCAUUCUUCCGUACGACACGGAUUUGCUGCAGCCACAAACGGGACUCCUGCGAUUCGUACUGGAGCAGCCAUAUUCCAAGGACAUGGUGUGCUCGAUUCUGAAUCUCCAGAAGCAGCACAAGCAGCGAUGUGUAGCGCUUGAGGAGCAACUGGUGUGGCUGGUCAUCUCCGCCAUGGAGCGCUCGGAACAGGAAACGGCGUCCACAGUGUUUCAGACACCCGAUGCAGCUGGGCAGUGUGACGACAAGAUGAGUUCUGUGCACUGGCUCUGGCUGCACCUCUCAUCUCAGCUCAUCUACUUCGUCCUCUUCCAAUUCGCCAACUUUCCCACCAUCGUCAUGGCGCUUCACGAUAAACUGGCAACGCGCACGGAUCUGCGGAAGGGCCGAGAUCAUCUCAUGUGGGUCUUGCUGCAGUUCAUCUCAGGUAGCAUUCAGCGCAAUCCGUUGUCGAAUUUCCUGCCUGUGCUGAAGCUCUACGACAUCCUCUAUCCGGAGAGAGAGCCUUUGUCAGUGCCGGACUUCAACAGGCCGUACUGCACACGCCAAAUGGCGCCCACCUGCAUUUGGAUCCAUCUGCUGAAGAAAGCACAAACGGACCAGAUCAAUAUUCACCGGCAAAUCCCGAAGGCUCUCAAGAAUCAUCACGAAUUCUUGCAGGAACUCGUGACACCUUCCAAUCCUUCGGUUCUCUCAAUGGGAUCGGACUUCAGGAUUGCUCUCCUCUGCAAUGCCUACUCCACGAAUCAGGAUUACUUCUCUCGCCCAAUGGCGGCGCUCGUGGACACAAUCCUGGGCAAUCAGAAGAGCGGCACUGGCUCAAGUGGCAGCGGAAGUCAGCAAGUGCCGACAGUGCCGCUUUCGAUGGUCAUCUUGGAUAGUCUGACGGUGCACAGCAAGAUGUCUCUCAUCCACAGCAUCGUGACACACAUGAUGAAGCAUCCGCAGUCGAAGAAUGCCAUGCCCAAUGUCACCAACAUGGCUCCGGCUCUCGUGGAAACGUACUCCAGACUCCUGGUGUACACGGAGAUCGAAUCUCUGGGCAUUAAGGGCUUCCUGACCCAGCUACUGCCAACAGUGUUCAAAUCCCACGCCUGGGGAAUUCUCUACACACUCCUGGAGAUGUUCUCCUACCGAAUGCAUCACAUUCAGCCUCACUAUCGCGUCCAGCUUCUGUCCCAUCUCCACUCUCUAGCCGCGGUGCCGCACACGAAUCAGAUGCAGCUCCAUCUCUGCGUGGAGUCGACGGCUCUGCGAUUGAUCACAGGUCUGGGAUCUGCCGAGGUGCAGCCACAGAUCUCACGGUACUUAUCUGAGCCCAAAACACCGUCAUCUCUGGUGUCUGCCGAAAGUGAGGAGCUGAAUCGCGUGCUGAUUCUCACCAUUGCACGCUCAAUGCACAUCACUGGCAUUGGGAAUGAUCCGUCCAGUAGCUGGUGCCGAGAACUCCUGACCGGGAUCAUGCAGAACACACCGCACUCUUGGGCGUCGCACACAUUGCACUGCUUCCCGCCGGUGUUGAAUGAGUUCUUCACGCAGAACACAACGCCCAAGGAGAACAAGCAGAUGCUGAAGAAGGCAGUUGAGGAGGAUUACAGAAACUGGACGUCAAUGUCCAAUGAGAACGAUAUAAUAGCACACUUUAGUGCCGCCGCAACGCCUCCGCUCUUCCUUUGUCUGCUCUUCAAGAUGAUCUACGAGACGGACGGCAUCAGUCCAGUGGCGUAUAAGAUUCUCGAGAGAAUUGGUGCUCGUGGACUUUCUGUCCACCUUCGCAAGCUCAGUGACUACAUUGUCUUCGAGGUGCAGAACUCCAGCGUUGGAGCUCAUGUGAACAAGUGUGUGGACACCAUAAAUGACAUGAUCUGGAAGUACCACAUUGUCACGAUUGACCGUCUUGUGCUCUGUUUGGCGUUGCGAACGCAGGAAGGCAACGAUGCUCAGGUGAGCUUCUUCAUUGUGCAGUUGGUGCUGCUAAAGUCCACAGACUUUCGCAAUCGGCUGCAAGAGUUUGUCAAGGAGAACUCCCCGGAACACUGGAAGCAGAGUAACUGGCAUGAAAAGCACUUAGCAUUCCAUCAGAAAUACCCUGAGAAGUUCGCUCCGGAUGAAUCUGUGACGCAUCCACCGCUUCCAGUGUAUUUCGGGAAUGUCUGCCUCAGAUUUCUCCCUGUGCUGGACAUUGUCAUUCACCGUCUGUUGGAAAUUACUCCUGCCGGGAGCACAACUCACUCCCCAACUCCGGUUAUUUUGGAUCAUCUUGGGUGUCUCUACAAAUUCCACGAUCGUCCAAUUACUUAUCUGUACAACACUUUGCACUACUACGAGAGGAAAUUGAGAGACAAUCCGUCUAUGAAGAGGACUCUCGUGGGAGCUGUAAUUGGCUCACUGAAGGACGUCCGACCAGCCAAUUGGGCUCUCACGGAGCACUAUCAGAUGUAUCUUCAGAAGUCUGAGACUGAAGCUGGUCAGUGGAAACCAGAACUCACAUAUUACAUCAGCUUACUUCGUCGCCUGAUUGAAACAAUUGAUGGAAAGCAUGUGUUUUACACCACGGAUUGGCGCUUUAAUGAAUUCCCCAAUCCUGCUGCUCAUGCUCUCUACGUGACUUGCGUGGAGCUUUUGGCUCUUCCCGCUAAUCCUCAGCGAGUGGCCAACAGCCUGAUGGACGUCAUAUGCCGAGGAUACACUGUUAUUCCUCCGUCACAGAUCCAUAGUUGGAUAAAUGCGUUUGGACUGGUGAUAUCUAAUCUCCCUGAAUCCUACUGGAGUGUUAUGUACGAUCGUUUGAGGGAUGUUCUGCAAUCUCAUCACAUGAAAGAGUGGAAAUUGAGAUAUUCACCCUUCGAUAUGUUCAACUUCAAGACAACUCAACAUGCAAUGUUGGACAAAACUUAUGUCUUUAUGCUGGCAAUGGCUCAGUCAGUGUUUCAUCACUUCGGCAUUGGCCAAAUUGCCACGAUGCCUGAGUAUGUGAAGGAGAAGCUGAAGCCAAUCAUCGCGACGGAGCACCAAUUGAUCUAUAUAUGCCACCUCGUGGGUCCAUUCUUGCAGCGCCUGGACUACGAGAGACCACGCCAGGUGGCAGAGAUCACGGCCAUUCUCUAUGAAUUGGUUGAGAAGGUGGACAAGAGUCAGGGAUCCGCCCCACUGCUCUACAUGGACUCCAUUUGUGACCUCCUCUACCACAUCAAGUACAUGUUUGUGGGUGACAAGAUGAAGACUGAGUUGGAGGCGAUCAUUCGUCGCCUUCGUCCAAGUCUGCAGAAGCGUCUGAGGUUUAUAACACGCAUGAAUGUUGAGGAGAUUGGUGUGGAGAAGGCGGAAAAUGUGGUGGCAAAUCCUGCAAAUGCUUCCACUCAAAAUACAUCCAUGCCUGGCCAAGCCACAGCUUCGAGUCAGGCGCCGAGUGUCGGUGUUCCUCAGCAGAGAAUUUAAAUUUGACUAAAUAAUACAUUUAUGUAACACUUCUUAAAAUAAAUAAA
Messenger RNA from Phlebotomus argentipes, 4361 nucleotides. It is a transcript of the gene MED23, whose product is annotated as mediator of RNA polymerase II transcription subunit 23. NCBI's taxonomy places the organism in Eukaryota, Metazoa, Arthropoda, Insecta, Diptera, Psychodidae. The coding region runs from base 31 to 4314 and encodes 1427 amino acids. Gene Ontology annotation, cellular component: transcription regulator complex; mediator complex. Gene Ontology annotation, biological process: positive regulation of gene expression; regulation of transcription by RNA polymerase II. The transcript has 6 exons. The record is from RefSeq and is a predicted model, not a curated record.